AUCCAACGUCAGUAUAAAAUUUCCACCGGAAGUUCGCUUGGCAGCAAAAGCUUAUUAUUCUAGUUUCAUCUGAAUAAUAAGCUGGAAAUUUGGAAGCGGAAGCCCAUUAUGAAAAGGCGCUUAUAUUGCACAUUGUGCGCCCCGCCUAGGCGGGCAACUUGCUGUAUCAUUCUGCAUUCAUACUUGACAGGGCAAAUGACUCGUCAUUUUUAACAGUUUUGAAUUAUUUAAAGCCGUUUGGCGUUUUUUAUGUUUUCCAAAAUUCUUACGAAUUCUUUUAUGUGCGCAAUCCUAUUUCAGUUCAACUUCACUUUGUUUGACUUAGUCUUUGUAUUUUAUAGUAUGCGAGGGACUCUUUGACAGCAGUGCCGUAUUCGAAUUACCAUCAUCGCGCUAUCUUGAUGCGAGAGCCCGCAAAACGUUUCCGGACCAACACGUUCAUCCAAUCCUCUGCUGCAUUUGUCAUGGAUGAUCGGGGAGACUCUCCGAAUGCCCGCUCAUCGCCGAGCCCAGCAUCCUCUCAGUCUUCCCCCGCGAAAAACCCCGUCGUGACGCGCGCCGAUGUUUUAGCGCUGAUGCGACGCAAGGACGAAAUCGAAGCUGAAUUGAAAGCCCUGCAGGAUGUUUUGCAGUCUCAAGGAAAUGUCGGAAUGGAAGGGCCUUUGCUGGACGGAGAAGGCUACCCGCGCUCGGAUAUUGAUGUUUAUUCGGUGCGUCACGCUCGCCAUAAAAUUAUCUGUCUGAAUAACGAUCAUAAAGCGUUGAUGAAGGACAUCGAGGAAGGACUGUAUGCAGUCCACGAACAGGCUCGCCAUGAAUACAUGGAUGUGGAUGAAAAGAAAGCCGAAGACAACAAUGAGGUGAAAUCGUUCGCGAAAAUUCAGUUCGUCUCUCCAGAAUCCCCGGCUGCCAGCGCGGGUCUGGAACCCGGCGAUUUGAUAACCGCAUUUGGUUCGGUGUCCAGUGCGAAUUUCCGCAGUUUAGCUGAUCUCGCGACGGUGGUUAGCAAUAGUGAAAACCGUGCAAUCAGCGUGGAGGUUCGUCGACACAGUGUUAACAAACGGAUAGCUCUAACGCCGCGAAAAUGGAAUGGACGCGGCUUGCUGGGAUGCUCAUUUCUGGAAGAACGUCAAAUGUGAAUAAAAGCGCCAAAAGAAAUGCGGUCUUUGGAUAUUAAGCAUACCAUUGAUAGACUGUUUUCGGGUCUCCGGUUUGUUAGACAUGUGGAUCGGUGCGCGUUGGCGUUUUUACGGACUUUGUUCUCCGAAGAUCGGUACUCAUCUGGAAACUGGAUAUUCGUCUGUAGUUCUGUAACGCUUCUGUUUGGUUACAGAGGAAACACCAAUAAACGGAUUCUGAAACCACGCGGUUCAAUACGUUUUGAAAUUAUUGUAAAAAUGAUUUAUCUGAUUUUGGAUUCAGAUUGUAUAAGACUAUAAGUAUAAAAAUGGCA
Paramacrobiotus metropolitanus is the source of this 1453-nucleotide messenger RNA. Its product is annotated as 26S proteasome non-ATPase regulatory subunit 9-like. Gene Ontology annotation, molecular function: protein binding. Bases 402 to 1139 code for a protein of 245 amino acids. The transcript is spliced from 6 exons. NCBI's taxonomy places the organism in Eukaryota, Metazoa, Tardigrada, Eutardigrada, Parachela, Macrobiotidae. Gene Ontology annotation, biological process: proteasome regulatory particle assembly. The record is from RefSeq and is a predicted model, not a curated record. Gene Ontology annotation, cellular component: cytoplasm; nucleus.